AUGAUCGAUGACCAGCUCAACUACAACAGCCACGUCGAUUACGCUUGCGAUAAGGCAGCAAAAGCCACCACAGCAUUAACCAGAGUAAUGGCGAAUAGCUCUGCGAUUAGUAGCAGAAAGAGGAGACUCCUAGCCAGCGUUUCUACUUCUGUACUCAGAUAUGGUGCUCCCGUCUGGGCGGCAGGAGGAAUCACGAAAAGGAACCUGACACGGCUCAACAGCACAUACAGGUUAAUGGCUAUGCGGGUGGCAAGUGCGUACCGGACCAUUUCGAUGGAUGCGGUCUGCGUCAUAGUAGGCAUGACUCCCAUCAAAAUCUUAUUGGAGGAAGAUUGUGCCUGCUAUGGACUACGUGGAACGAUGGGAGCACGCAAGAUUGCGAGAGUCGAUUCGAUGCGAAAGUGGCAGCAGGAUUGGGACAGUAGUUCGAAAGGAAGGUGGACCUAUCGGCUCAUUCCGAACCUGCAGUCGUGGGAGGACAGAAAACACGGAGAAGUCAACUUCUUUCUGACGCAGUUCCUGUAUAGAUUCGGACACGCAGAGUCUCCACUUUGUGCGGCCUGUCCGAACUGUGAAGAAACACCGGAGCACGUGAUAUUCGACUGUCCACGAUUCAGGGCAGAACGGAGUUGGAUCUCAACGGUCAGCACUCGAAGCAUAAAUCCCGACAACAUCGUUCAGGAAAUGUGCGAAAAUGAAAAUACGUGGAACAUGGUGAACAGAGCAGUAACGCAGAUCAUGCUGUCGUUGCAGCGAAAAUGGCGUGAAGACCAGAGAGCACUGGAUAGUGAGCGAAGGAGAUGA
This is a messenger RNA of Armigeres subalbatus, 804 nucleotides long. RefSeq lists its product as uncharacterized. The record is from RefSeq and is a predicted model, not a curated record. The coding region runs from base 1 to 804 and encodes 267 amino acids. NCBI's taxonomy places the organism in Eukaryota, Metazoa, Arthropoda, Insecta, Diptera, Culicidae. The transcript has a single exon.